Messenger RNA from Schistocerca gregaria, 3903 nucleotides. It is a transcript of the gene gish, whose product is annotated as casein kinase I. Gene Ontology annotation, molecular function: protein serine/threonine kinase activity; ATP binding. The coding region runs from base 535 to 1956 and encodes 473 amino acids. The record is from RefSeq and is a predicted model, not a curated record. Gene Ontology annotation, cellular component: cytoplasm; nucleus; plasma membrane. Gene Ontology annotation, biological process: signal transduction; peptidyl-serine phosphorylation; endocytosis. The transcript has 13 exons. Lineage: Eukaryota; Metazoa; Arthropoda; Insecta; Orthoptera; Acrididae.
AUGACGUAGAGAAACAGGAAAGAUUAUCUUUGGUAACAAUUGCAAUUUAAACAUGAAAAUUUUUAGUGAGAUGUCAUAAUCAUAUAUGUAAUGUUGGGAAAAUUCUUGUGUGGUUUGUGAUUUAUUUUAUUCUUCCGUCAUUUUUAGGGCAUUGAUUUUUACUUUCUCUUUGUACUCAAGUGAACAUUAUAUAUCAGUGAAUAUACUCCCGUUGUACUCUUGUAUCAGUCCGCGACCUGACGGGAACAGGAAUAUGGGAAAUAAUGGAUGUGUGCGUGCAUUGUCUUCAUAGUGACUGCUUACAUGUAAUUUUUCUGAUUUAGCAAUGCACGAAAACCACGGAUGUUUACACAGCCCACAUGUUUGCGUCCAUGAUGGUUAUUUGAAUGAAGUGAAUGAGAGGAGAAGCCAAACGUGUGCAGCGAAAUAUUGCAUGGCUGCAAGAUUCGUCUGUAGGCUCGGAGCCUACCUGUGACAAGAGCAGCCAUUUGCAGUGCUAAUCCAUUUAGUACGGUUUGAGUGUUACCCCACAGAAUGCAGAGACGUGAAACUAGGAAUAGGGAAAUGGACAAAGAUUUGCGAGAAGAAGCUGCAAAGAGGGUAUCACGUACGAGUACAGGAGGUACGAGAACUAGCAUGCAUACUAGCAAACACAGUGUCUCCAGCAGUUCGGGUCUGUUGAUGGUUGGCCCAAACUUCAAAGUUGGGAAGAAAAUAGGAAGUGGAAACUUCGGAGAGUUACGGCUAGGGAAGAACCUGUACAACAAUGAGCAUGUGGCCAUCAAAAUGGAACCAAUGAAGUCAAAAGCACCACAGCUGCAUCUGGAGUACAGAUUCUACAAACUACUCGGAUCUCAAGAAGGAAUCCCUGAGGUGUUCUACUUCGGACCUUGUGGGAAGUACAACGCGUUAGUUAUGGAGUUAUUAGGACCCAGUCUGGAAGAUUUGUUUGACCUGUGUGGACGAAGGUUUUCUCUCAAGACAGUCCUUAUGAUCGCCACUCAGCUUCUUCAUAGGAUAGAGUAUGUACAUAGUCGACACCUGAUAUAUAGAGAUGUCAAACCUGAAAACUUCCUCAUAGGACGUAGUACUACAAAGAAGGAUAAAGUUAUACAUAUUAUAGAUUUUGGCUUAGCGAAGGAGUAUAUAGACUUAGAAACCAACAAGCACAUACCAUAUCGGGAACAUAAAAGUCUAACUGGAACUGCAAGGUAUAUGAGCAUCAACACACAUUUAGGCAAAGAGCAAAGUCGACGAGAUGACCUUGAAGCCUUGGGUCAUAUGUUCAUGUACUUUCUCCGAGGAAGCCUUCCUUGGCAAGGGCUGAAAGCUGAUACCCUUAAAGAGCGCUACCAAAAGAUUGGUGACACAAAGAGGGCCACACCAAUUGAAGUGCUCUGUGAGGGUCACCCAGAGGAAAUGGCGAUGUAUUUGCGCUAUGUACGAAGGCUGGACUUCUUUGAAACUCCCGACUAUGAGUACCUUAGAAAAUUAUUCCAGGAUCUCUUUGAACGGAAAGGCUAUGUGGAUGACGGAGAAUUUGAUUGGACGGGAAGAACAAUGUCUACACCUGUUGGGUCCCUACAGACAGGCCAUGAAAUAGUGGUAUCGCCCAACAGAGAUCGCCAUGCAACGGCCAACAAGGAUGGAGAUUAUGAUGAAUAUGAGGACGAUGACAGUGUUUUAAUAUUUGAGGGUGGAGGAAAAGGUGUACCUGCGUGGCCCGAUGUGCCAAAGCAGCAAAGUAAUGCAAUGGGUAACCUUACUCCGGCAGACAGGCAUGGGGGAUCAGUACAGGUUGUGAGUUCGACCAAUGGUGAGCUGGCCAAUGAUGAUCCAACAGCUGGUCAUUCCAAUACACCUAUCACUGCACAAGCGGAAGUUGAAAUAGUUGAUGAAACAAAAUGUUGCUGCUUCUUCAAACGGAAGAAGAAGAAGUCUGGCCGACAGAAGUGACUAGCGGUGGUACAGUGCAGCCCAGAACGUGAGGCAGUGACACUGCUACGUGCCACCUCCCAUUCAAACUCACGUGACAGUAUGCUGAACGGUAGCUGUCCAGCUGUGCCAGCGGGCUCUGCAUGAGCCACUGUGCCCUGGCACUGCUUUGUCACACGUGUGUGUGUGUGUGUGUGUGUGUGUGUGUGUGUGUGUGUGUGUGUGUGUGUGUGUGUGGGCGCGCGUGUGUGGGCACUUGCUCACACUCACACCUUUUUCAGAUGCUUGUGUGCAAACAUCUAGGUGCAGAUGGUUGCGUCCAUGCCAUAAUGUGCACUGAUUAUGCUGAUGGUCCAGCUGACACUGGAUUGAUGUGAAAGUAUUGUUUUCUUUUGUUAGUUAAGUGAUGAAUCAUCCCGGAUAUAUAUAUAUAUAGUCUUCAACUUAAUGUGGAAAUCUACCUUAAUUUAUAUUUGUACAUUUUUGUUUACUUUGUGCCCUCCAUAAAUCGUGCAUGAAACCUUGCAUUCUGUAAUUGCAGUAUCAUGUUUAUAGUACUGUGGCAACAACUUUAUCUCACCUUUAGGUAAUAUUGUUUCCAAAAUAUUACAGCUGAUGCUACUGGUAAUGCCUUUGUAAACUAUUUUAUUCUCAUUUUAAAGAUGUGAGGCAACUUUGUUGCUGUUGUACUAGUAUAAUUGCUUCCAAAAAGUGUAACUUCAUGAAAAGUGAUAUGCCGUUUCAUUUUUUACCAUCUUUUAUGUAAAAAAAGAAAAAAAAAUGCUUUCAGUAACAGAAAAAUCUGGACCUGAAACUGUUGUUAUUGCUAAUUGUAUGUCACACCUUGCAAAUCUGUCACAGAAGCAUGUAAAACCCCUAUAUGUAAUGCACAAAUUGACCACUUCAUGAAUUUUGGUAGUGUUAAAUUAUUUUUGCAGAAUAUAAUCAUUUGAAGAUGUUCCUAGGUACCAGAAAAUAAAAUUUUUGUGGAUAUCUGUUCACGAAAAUAUCAGAAAUGCAUACCAAUGUGAAUGAAAGACACUGUUUGUCAUUGUCAGACACAUUUAUAACAGGUGCCUAGUUUAUGGAAGUACCUCUGAUUGUGAAAAGAAUUCUUGUAAGUGUAAGUUUACUAAUUGGUUAUUGGUUUUGUGUCAGGAAAGUUGCAAGAAUUACAGUUAACUUCAAAGGAUAUGGCCUUUGUUAUCUAAGUAACACCAAGAAUUAAAUUUUCACUCAUGGAAUUGUAAUUUAGCAGCCUGUUCAUUGGCUGAAGAAAGAGAAAAAACAGGCUGUAGUAACCAGUUAGAACGUUCGUGGAUCAUCUGAAUCAGAAUUUUAUGAUUAGUUCAAUGUAUCUGACCUGUAGUCCAUCAUCACCCUAUCCCAACUUGCUCUCCCAAAGGUAUAUGCACUGAGUUGUUGUUGUCAAGGCGUAACAAUCUUUAGUGUCAGUGAUACGGCUACCACUUGUGACUCCAUACAUUUAAAGAACAGUUUGACUCAAUCAGUUAUACAUGAUUAUGAGACAUUUUUACAGUGAGGUGUCAGUAAUAACAAGAAGUCUUCUUUGCAGUAUUUGCAAAGAUAAGUCUGUGACUGGACCACCAAACUCCCAUCAUAUUUGUGUUUGGAAUGUAACUUAUAUUUUCAGAAUCUUUCCAAGAAGCUGUGUGUUACUUUUCUUUUCAGCCCUCAUGUUUUUCAUUUCAUACUCCACCUCAUGCCCUACCUUCCUCCCCUCCCCCUCUAAUUAAAAUAUUGUUCCAUUUUAAUUGUAUAUAAUUUAUUUUUAUUUUUGAAAUGUGAAGAGGACAGAUGUAUACUUCAUAUAGAUAACUGCAUACUUUGUUCCCAUUGUUAAAUGAAUGGGUUGUGAUUUGUUUUGUGUAGUUUCUGUAUAUAAUGGUUAUUCCAUCUGCAACACAUACGAGAAAAUAAUAAAAUAUUGCGUAAUUUUGUUUUAAA